UGUGCCGUAGCCAUCUCAGUGCGUCACAACGUUUGUGGUGACCCUGAACGGGUAACUAGUAAGUCCACGCUGCCUACGGGCAGAGUGCAGCACAACACUGCUGAUCUGGCAGAGACGGCUCAAGCCGAUUGAGUCCCUAGAUUUUAUCUAUGCGCGAUGGUCGAUAUACCGGGAGAGCGGUCUGGAGCGGUAUCUCAUCCUCUAGAGGACAUCUGACCCAAUCUAUAGCAUGCCGUAAAUGGGCAUCUUAUGUGCGUGUGGCUGGGAACGACGAAUCAAAACAAAGUGCAACGUGCGUCCAGGGCUCGAACUGGACACGCUGAUACGACGAGAGCAUCGCCCGCGGCUGUCCCAUCCCUGCUUCCCGUACCCGGAGCGCAGCCCUCGAUUGCCGACUGACACACUAUCGUAUCGGACGUGACUAGAUAAGCCACGAACAUGGGCACUUCUCGCGAUCCCCCAUUCGGCGACCCCCCGGCUGUCACUACGUAUACUGUCACCGCACGUAGCGCUCUAAUACCGGCUCGCCGUGGUUGAUUCUUGCCUCUGUCCCUCGUAGGCCAACUUCUCUUCCCCGACCACGAAGGUUGUCGUCCCCUUUGAGGACGAUGAAGGUCAUGGUUCCCGCCGCCAAACCCCGCCUUCUCGCGUGCACAGCAGCGUCGGCUACGCUGUGCUUCGCCUUUUACUACGCGGUCCAGGGCGUUCUUCGUAUGCGGGGCAAGUCCCAGACGGAACGGCAGAAGAGUUGGGUGCUCUCCACGCUCUCGAGUGCCACGAUGACACUUGUCAGCUUGCCAUAUCUCUGGCACUGGUGCCAAACCCGGAACGUUGACAUCCUUCACUCGUUCGCCGACUACAGCUGCUGCUUCUUCGUCGGAUACUUGGCUAGCGACCUUCUCGUAGGCUCAAUGCAUUAUCGGUCCUCUAUAUCUCUCCUGACCGGGUGGAUUCACCAUCUAAUCUAUAUCGUACUCUUGACGUUUCUCAUCAUCCCGUACGACUUCUCUUCCCUAUUCGCACUUUUGUGCAUCCUCGAACUGCCCACUUUCCUCUUGGCCGCUGGAAGCCUCAACUCAGCGUUUCGCAACGACUAUGUGUUCGCCACAGUCUUUUUCCUCACCCGGAUAUGUUUCCACAUCUACAUCACCAUCACGUACGCUCUGCGCGCCCUCUCUCCCGCAAGCGGCCCCUGGGCACCCGCAGCCGUCCUCUGGACGCCCACAAUCGUCCUCAGCUGCGUUCUUCCGAUGCACCUUCUCUGGAUGAAGGCCUGCGUUGUUGGCAUCCUCAAGCGGCGACGUCUGGCACGGCAGGCCAAGCUCGCCUCCGCACCCAGUGUCAUGAAUGCGGCCCCGCGUAUCUGGUACAUCCCAGCGUACCUACUUUCCCGCCCGCUCGUCUCGACGGCGCUCGACCAGAUGCACGCACGCCGCCUCGCAAGCACGACGCUCCUCCGCCGCUCGCGCCAGCACGUCCUCCGUCUCUUGCACGACGCCCUCCGCGACGCCGAGCUUGCAGGUGCAAAGGCAGCCGCGGCGUAUACGCAGCAGGUGCCGCAGCCCCCCAAGUGGCGGAGCAUCCGAAGGCGCGUCGCGGGGCGCAUACGCCGCAGCUUGCCCGAAUACGACGGUGUCGCCCUCCCGCCCGUCGCCGCCGAGCUUGAUGACUCAGCGUUGGUGUUCAUGGCUGCUGCUCAGUGAUCGCACUUCUAUUU
Molecule: messenger RNA, 1717 nt
Organism: Phanerochaete carnosa HHB-10118-sp
Lineage: Eukaryota; Fungi; Basidiomycota; Agaricomycetes; Polyporales; Phanerochaetaceae
Exons: 5
Coding region: 609-1703 (364 amino acids)
Biological process (GO): lipid homeostasis
Cellular component (GO): membrane; endoplasmic reticulum
Source: RefSeq, a predicted model, not a curated record